AUGGCGGAUGCACCUCUGUACAAGCAGCACCGCAGGUACACCAGGGAGCUCCACGACGUCGAGCUCCACGGUAACCACAAGUUGCACGUCGUUUGGACAAGCAAGGGUCGAGACGUGGACAAGAUGUUGUCCACGCUCAGGAGGAAACUCGGCGGAAUGCCCGGCAAACUAGUCAGUGUUAAUGUCCAGUACACGCACUAUGUGAAGCCACAGCGGGUAGAAGUGCUCCAGCUAUGCAUAGAACAAGAGUGCCUUGUCUACCACAUCUUUGCACCUAAAGACAGGCCAAUGGAACUGGACAAAUUCCUUAUGAAUGAUGAAUACACCUUUGCUAGAUUCGCCAUUGAAGGAGACAAAAACAAGCUGCAGCUAUCUGGCUUGGCGAUCAACUCUGACAACUACAUUUAUAUUCAGGUGGAAUGGGGGGACCCAUACGAGGAAAAGAAAUUUGAUUCUUUGGCUGAUGUUGCCAGCAGGCUGAUCGACAUUCACUACUAUGACAUGAAGAACACAAUCAACCGCAACGAAGACCAUACUCUGUGGGGGUUUUGCCCGCUGCCAGACAAGCUUAUCAAGUAG
Molecule: messenger RNA, 579 nt
Organism: Triticum turgidum subsp. durum (durum wheat)
Lineage: Eukaryota; Viridiplantae; Streptophyta; Magnoliopsida; Poales; Poaceae
Source: the annotation of a GenBank genome assembly